Cornus florida is the source of this 576-nucleotide messenger RNA. RefSeq names its product protein PYRICULARIA ORYZAE RESISTANCE 21-like. The record is from RefSeq and is a predicted model, not a curated record. Bases 1 to 531 code for a protein of 176 amino acids. The transcript is spliced from 2 exons. Lineage: Eukaryota; Viridiplantae; Streptophyta; Magnoliopsida; Cornales; Cornaceae. Gene Ontology annotation, molecular function: metal ion binding.
AUGAUAAUAAAGGUCGAUCUUCAGUGCACUAGCUGCUACAACAAGAUCAAGAAAAUACUCUGUAAAUUUCCUCAAAUCCGAGACCAGGUAUAUGAUGAAAAGAAAAAUACGGUGACGAUCACCGUAAUAUGCUGCAGCCCUGAGAAAAUUCGUGACAAGUUGUGCUGCAAAGGAGGAAAGUCAAUUAAGAGUAUCGAGAUCGAAGAGCCCGAGAAGAAGAAGGACGAGCCUAAGAAGUCUUCUCCUUCUGAUCAGAAGGCUGUAGACAAGCUCCCCAAGGAAGCUGCUGCCAAUCCUAAUAAGCCAACACCACCACCACCAGCGUACACACCGGCCGGUUACUGGAUUGGGGUGUGUUGUGGGCCAUGUUAUGAGGGCAUUCUGCCGCUGCCACCACCACCACCACCACCACCACCACCUUGUUAUCCUCCGAUAAUAAGGCCAUGCUAUUGCUAUGGAAGGCCAUGCUAUAUGACUGGUUGUGACUGCAGCUACACAGUUGAUAAUCCAUUAGCAUGCACAAUCAUGUGACCCUGGUGCACUGCCUGGUCAUUGUUAGAGGGUUUUUUAAUACAA